Molecule: messenger RNA, 3312 nt
Organism: Danio rerio (zebrafish)
Lineage: Eukaryota; Metazoa; Chordata; Actinopteri; Cypriniformes; Danionidae
Source: RefSeq, a predicted model, not a curated record
CCUUGAUAAAUCUGAUUAAUAAAUAAAGAAGACAACAAUCAGGGAAGAGAGCAAGUUAUGUUUAUUAUUUUUUUGUAAAUAUGUUUUGAUUAUUAUUUUCUCUUCAUUUUGAUUUAUUCUUGGUGUUCUAGUAAAAGAAACAUGUAUACAUAUACUUAAGCUUUAAAGAACUGUUAAGCAUGUGUGUAUGUACUUGCAUUGGUGCAGGAAAUUAAUGUAAAAUGAGGGAGGAACAAAAAAAAAAAGGAGAGAGAGAGAGCGGAGAAAAAAAAGAGAGACUCUCGUGGGGUCGGAAGUGAGGAGCGCAGGAGUGGACGAGCAAAAGCGGAGUUUUGUUUUAAUCCCGACGAAAAAGGAGUGUUCAAAAAGAAACGUGUGCGAAGGAUUGUGAUGUGGUCUAUUUUCCCCGCCAAGAGCGGAGAGUGAAGUGACUCGUGAAUUAGUUUCAUCACGUCGACUGGAAGGACACAAGUUUCCGUGCGCCUGGCCGACUCGGGGAAAAAAAAGAGAAAGCUUUUCUGGAUUCGGUUGUUCGAGCGAAUGUGUGGGGAUUAACCUUCAUCACGUUUCGCCCACCGUGAACAUAUCAACAAAGGAUAUGUGAGUACAGUGCCACCGAGAUCUGUUGACAAAACUGAAUCGUUCAAAGGAAAAGGGCAACAACGGUUUCGCGCAUUCUUUGCGUCCUUUCAAAGACUGAGUUUGGAUUUUCAGUACCUGUAUUUGCAUGAUGAAUAAUCAGUGGUGUGUUUAAACGGACACUGGUUUGAGAAUUAACGUUUGUAACGAGUGUAUUGAUUAACGUUGAUUCAGUUCAAAUGUAAUGAAUCGUCAAGUGUGGCGAGUCAAAUGAGUCAGUUCAAGAGUCACUGAAUGUUUUGAAGGUUUAUUUGUGAGUUUGACUAAGUACCACUGUCGGGGUUAAGAGUUACUUAUUAGAAUUUCUAUUUUCAAAGAUAGCAUAUUAGUUUGGAUUAAGAGAGAGAGAGAUUCACAAUUUAUUUGUUAGUUUUAUUUAUAUAUGGGGAUGCUUUGAGAAGUGUCAUGUGAAUCUUUAAACACUCUAAUUUUCUGUUGGGUAAAUUUGUGGGUUAGUACUUAUAAUUCUGUCACUUUAUUAGUUUGGUUUCAUAUUUAUAUACUUUGUAUUUACACACUCAAUUGAGCUUAAUUUUGUUUAUUUAUCUAUUCAUUUUAUUUAUAUUUUUAUUUUUUUUUUAUAAACCUGAAGGUUAGAUAGCACUUUUAUUGUCAGGGUUCUUUAUACUUCUCAAUUUGGGAAGUAUAGGUUUCUACAAUUGGAGGCACCGCGCUAAAUAAAAGCUCAUUGUUGUACAUCCUGGUAUAUUUUUUUUUGGGAAAAGACCAGUUAUUACAUAUUACUACCGCUGGGAUACCAGGGCUCCUAUAUAGUUUUGUUUGUACCCAGCUAGGGAGGGCUAAAAUUGGAGGCACCGCUGGGAUACUCUUUUCCCCUGUGUUUAAAUUUUUUGUUAGUUAGAUGGAACAUGGACCUUUUGCAGGUUGUGGAGUUGUGGAGUCAACAGAUAAAUCUCGAUCCUGGUAAAUAUUUUAUUUUGACCAAAGUGCCAAUUGAUGUGAGCGAGGAUAUAAUUUCAGAAGUGUUAAACACAGUAAAAGUGUUUGGAUGUGCUAAAAUACGGGGCCGUCGUGGGGACAACACUGGUUCGCAGAUGUUUGUGUUAGUGGAGACCAGUUUGGAGAUUGACACUGACACUGUUCCACCUGAAGUGGGUAUUCCUGGUGAGGUGGGACCAUGGGGAGUACAUGUCCCAUCCGUGGAAGUUGUUCCCGAGGGGGUUGUACCAGAUGGGGAUUUUCAAGAGAAAUUAAUUAGUUGGCUGAGUCAGGAGGGUAAGUCUUUAGAAGACGUGAAGCCGAUUCUCAGUACUGACAAGAUGUCUAAUGUAGGUGGAGACUUGGUACAGGCUCUUGAUCGGCUGGUAGAAAGGUGUAACCAGGCACCUGUUGAGUCUCUGAGUUAUCGCAAAUUGCGGGUGUUUUCUGGCCAACAACCUAUUCCCCCUGGGGAGGAGGAUUAUGACUCCUGGAUGGAACAGGCCACCCAAAUGGUUAGUGAGUGGCAGUGUACAGAGUCUAGCAAAAAACAACGAAUUGUGGAAAGCUUGAGGGGGUCAGCAGCUGACAUCAUUCGAUUUGUGAAAAUGGGUAGUUCAGAUGUCACUGCCAUGGACUAUUUAAAGGCUUUAGACACAGCUUAUGGCAGUACAGAAAGUGAGACUGACCUAACUGUGAAGUUCAGUUGUACGUACCAAGAGCCAGGCGAGAAGCUCUCAAGUUAUUUGUAUCGGCUGGAUAAGAUCCUCCAUCGACUCUUUUUGAAAGGGGGUAUUAGAUUAGAAGAUCUGAAUCGAAAACGGAUGGAACAGGUUGUUAAAGGUGCACUCACCUCUGAUCCAGUAGCUCUGAGACUCAGAAUGAUGUCUAGUUUACGUGAUCCACCUGGGUUUUCGCAGCUACUACGUGAGGUUAGAGAGGAGGAAAAUUGGAUCAGUGCCCGGAGCAGUGCUAAUCCUGUAGUAAGUUCAAAACCUGCUGUAGUUGUGCCUAGGGGGGCUGCCUCGGAGGAAAUAGAGUGCUUGAAAAGAGACGUGAAGGAAUUAACCACACAAGUAGGGAAGUUGUUGAAAACUGUAACGUCUUCUCCUACAGUGGAUGAAACUUCACAGGUCCAUUGUAUGGGCCCCGCAAAGGCUUCUGGUUUUUCUGCCUUGGCCGCAAACAAGGGGUCCAAUACUGUUUCUAGAGUUGGGAUUUUCUGUUAUAAGUGUGGCGAAGAUGGUCAUACUAGAAGGGAAUGUCAAGGGGUAGAGGAUCUGCGCAAGGUAAACCAGAAACUGAUUAGACAGAGUAGGCAGUCGGGAAACUACGGUGGAACUCUGUGAAGGAACGGCCCAGAGUUCCAAUUUCAAAUCGUUCCGAUUGUUUUUCUUUUAUGAGUACAGAUGAUUUUGGACUUCCAGUCGGGCUGAUAGGACCCUCUUUAGAUGUUCCUGUACAAAUUGAAGGGAUUUAUGCUCGGGCCCUGUUGGACAGUGGUUCACAGGUGACCAUCUUGUAUCGUAGUUUUUAUCAAACUUAUUUGAAGCACUUACCAGUUCAACCAGUUAAAGAUUUGGAAAUCUGGGGUUUAAGCUUGCAGAAGUAUCCAUAUGAUGGAUAUUUGCCUCUUCGUCUGGAGUUCACAGCUGCUGUAGCUGGAGUGCCUCAGGUGGUUGAUACUCUUGCACUUGUCUGUCCAGAUCCUCAACCUGCACAGAAGGUAGCCCU